AUGUUUACUGGGUUUGGUACGCUUACAGGGGGGUUUGCGUCAGGACCUCAAAAGUUUGAGGAUUUCUUUAGAUGCUAUCCCAUUGGGAUGAUGAAUGAAAGGAUUAGAAAGGAUGAUGCCAAUUACGGGGGCAAGAUCUUUCUCCCGCCUAGUUCGUUGAAUAAGUUGUCCAUGCUAAACAUUAGAUACCCAAUGCUCUUUAAAUUGAGCAGUCAAGAGUCGGGGAAGGUUACUCAUGGGGGGGUGUUGGAAUUUAUUGCAGAAGAAGGUAGAGCUUAUCUUCCUGGAUGGAUGAUGGAGACUUUAGGUGUGCAGCCGGGGUCUUUAUUGAAAAUUGCUUCUACAGAUAUGCCCCAAGGUCAGGUAGUGAAGAUUGAACCUCAGUCUGUUGAUUUCUUGGAUAUAUCUGAUCCCAAAGCGGUGUUGGAGAACGUUUUGCGUAAGUUUAGCACUCUUACGAUAAACGAUAUUAUUGAAAUAAGUUAUAACAACAGGAUUUACAGAAUAAAGGUUUUGGAAGUGAAACCACAUGCUCCUUGUAAUUCGAUAUGUGUUAUUGAAACAGAUUUGGUUACAGAGUUCGCGCCCCCCGUUGGGUAUGUGGAGCCGGACUAUCAGGCCCAACAGUCGCAAAUCAAAAGGACAAAGGUUGAUCCAUCUACGCAAGGCCUUGGUACGAUGUCACAGAGGAUUAACUAUGCAGAUCUUAUACAGAAUGCAGAUGGAAAAGUGGUUGCAUUUGGAGGCGACGGUCAGAAAUUAUCCGGGAAGGCUAUUCGAGAGAAUAGGGAUGAGCAUGAUGUAAAGCCUUCAUUAGAUGGAAAACCGGCCCCAUUGCGCCUGCCUGAUGGUCAGCUUUUCUUUGGCUUCCCGAUGGUAGUACCAAAACAAGUUACAAACUUGGAUGAAGAGGAAGCUUCUAAACCGAAAACGCAUUUUCAGUCAGAAGGUAGAAGUUUGCGCCAAAGUAAUAAGAGAAAGGGUAAAAAAGACCAUACUGCCCAGAGACCAAAGGCUACUAGGAGCCCCGAAUUCAUUCAGAUUGAUUAG
This is a messenger RNA of Eremothecium cymbalariae DBVPG#7215, 1050 nucleotides long. RefSeq names its product polyubiquitin-binding protein UFD1 (gene UFD1). The coding region runs from base 1 to 1050 and encodes 349 amino acids. Gene Ontology annotation, molecular function: polyubiquitin modification-dependent protein binding. The record is from RefSeq and is a predicted model, not a curated record. Lineage: Eukaryota; Fungi; Ascomycota; Saccharomycetes; Saccharomycetales; Saccharomycetaceae. The transcript has a single exon. Gene Ontology annotation, cellular component: VCP-NPL4-UFD1 AAA ATPase complex.